GUCUUUAGUUCUGCCCCAACGAGUAACCAAAUCAAUAUCUGUAAGGACUAUACAGGAAAUGUCCACCUUUUGAAAAGUUCACUACAAGCUUUCAGACGCCGACGUUUCAACCCAAUGGCCAGGCUUGAUGUCAUUUUUGUGGAUGGGGAGGACAACGCUGAAGGUGCAGUGGAUGGUGGUGGACCCACCAGAGAAUACCUACUUAUUCUUAUAAAGUCAAUUCACCAGUCCUGCAUAUUUGAGGGACCUGAAACAGAAAAGCGUCUCACCCUCGACACUCUUGCCCUGAAAAAAAAAACAUACCAACAGAUAGCACGGAUGAUUUCUGUGUGUGUUAUUCAUGGAGGCGUGGCACCAGGUUUUUUCUCUGACAGACUGUAUGGGCAACUUUGUCGUACACGUACCCCCCCUGCGACACUGGAGGAAGUGAGCGACGUGUCGUUCAAGGAGAAGCUUUUGAAGAUCAAAGACGCAAGAACUGUCCAAGAGGCAAAAGCAGCAGUAGAAGAGGCAGAGGACUGUCUCGCUAUUGUGGGAGCAUGCAGAAGCAUCUCCACACUUAGACAGAGAGAUGCCCUGGUUCAGGCUGCCGUUGACUACUUCGUUGAGGGCAGACUACAUGUUGCAUUGCAACAAUUUGAAGUUGGCCUCAACACCCUUGGUCUUCUGGAGGCAAUGAGAGAACACACGGAUCUAUUCUAUAACAUGUUUGUAGAAAACCCAAGUCUUUUGAAGGCUGCUGACCUAUCAACACUGUUUAAAAUCCAAUACUCGCCACCAGGCACCUGGGCAGGAGAGUUAGAAACUCAAAACAUAUGCUAUUGGAGAGAUUUGCUAAUUGACAUUGAAGGUAAACCCUUGAAAAUUGGGGAUCCCCUUGGGGAUCAAUAA
Messenger RNA from Alosa alosa (allis shad), 891 nucleotides. RefSeq names its product G2/M phase-specific E3 ubiquitin-protein ligase-like. Gene Ontology annotation, molecular function: ubiquitin-protein transferase activity. Lineage: Eukaryota; Metazoa; Chordata; Actinopteri; Clupeiformes; Clupeidae. Bases 115 to 891 code for a protein of 258 amino acids. The transcript is spliced from 4 exons. The record is from RefSeq and is a predicted model, not a curated record.